UGCAUCUGCAUCCUUCAUUGAUCACUCCCAGAAGUUCUCUACAAUAAAUCUGUGCGCUGAAGACCCUAUCCCAUCUACUUCACAAUGUAGUUUCCGAAACCACACAUCCUUUAAAAAUACAAAUUUAAUUGAAUGUUCUCCAUUUUCACAACAUUUAUUGUUUAUGGAAUCAGAGAAACUAAAGUCGAACGAUUUUGGACUACUAGAAAAUCACAAUAGUGAUGAAGAUGGGGCAGAAAACGAUAUUCAUAUUUCAAAACCGUUUGGACUAGUGAGUGGUUAUUCUGGCCAAGAAGACGAAGUUGAUGAAGCUCAUGACCGAAACUCAGAAUCAGUCUUAUCAUCUGGAAACACGGAAAUUUCGUCAAAUGUGAAUGAUAACAUGCUAGAAUGUAAUAAAGAAACUGCUGGAAAUAAGGCGGUGGAACUAUUACCUGACAGUGGAAUUUAUAUUCACAAAACCUCUCUAAAAGAAGCUAAGAUAACUUCCUCGUCGCAAACGCUUUCGGCUAGAAAGUAGGACGUGUGCCAUAUUUAAGAAAGAGGCACUACAAAUAUGUUCUCUUAGUGAAAAAGAGAGAAAAUUAGAAGAUAAAAAACCUAGUUUGAAUAAGAAAGCUGUAGCUGUUAUAUUACUGUAUUGUAGACUGCUUGCGAAGAAAGCAAAGUGGAAGAUACAAAGUGACAGACAGGUUAAAGAUAGUUUAAGAUGCAAAAAGAAUGAACUGCAAAAG
Belonocnema kinseyi is the source of this 734-nucleotide messenger RNA. RefSeq lists its product as uncharacterized. NCBI's taxonomy places the organism in Eukaryota, Metazoa, Arthropoda, Insecta, Hymenoptera, Cynipidae. The transcript is spliced from 3 exons. The coding region runs from base 164 to 520 and encodes 118 amino acids. The record is from RefSeq and is a predicted model, not a curated record.